This is a messenger RNA of Helobdella robusta, 384 nucleotides long. RefSeq lists its product as hypothetical. The transcript is spliced from 3 exons. The coding region runs from base 1 to 384 and encodes 127 amino acids. Lineage: Eukaryota; Metazoa; Annelida; Clitellata; Rhynchobdellida; Glossiphoniidae. The record is from RefSeq and is a predicted model, not a curated record.
AUGUAUAUCAUGCCUCUACUUCAACCAGCAGACGGGUUUCAGACAGUGAGACAAUGUCGAGUAGCCCAGCUCGAGGACAAUAAGAACGUUUUCGUUAUGAAGCGACAACGUGAAAAUACCGAUGGCUCAUCAAAAGCUAACAAGGCUGCAAAUGUUUUCAAAAAAGCUUGGUUAAAAGAAAUUGUGAAAACUGGGACUGUUGAUUCAAAAGUUUUGAAAAACGUGCAAUUAAAAAAUAUUUUUGAUUUUUCAGAAGAUGUUGAUGGUGCAUCAGUUAUGUUAGGCAAAAGGAAUAGAGUUGCUGCGCUGAUUCGUGCUGAGGUUCCGCAUCUUACUGAACAGCAUUGUGUAGCGCAUAGAGAUGAUCUUGUUAAUGAAGUGUGA